AUGUGUCGUCCCUAUAGGCUCCCUAUAGCGACGACCUGUCGUCACCGAAGAGUUGACCAAAUUUUAUUGACUCUUGAAGCUACCGGGAUGACAUCUUGUCUCAACAUGUUAAGCGGGAAAAGAAAGUGGGUCGUCCCCGUAGGUUAUGAUCUGAGAAUCCGCUUCCCUUUGGUGAUCUCCGGUCUCGGACUUCUCUGUAGCUCAUCGAUUAGUUUGUCUCAGGAUCCAUCUCCCCCUUCAUCACCGGUGUUUAACCUAACCCUUAACACUAGUUCAUUAACGCCUCCAACUCCAUUUCUCGUUCGUUCAAGAUGCGAUUUUCUCACAUCGAUUCGAAAAUCUCCAUCACCAGUUCUCGUUCCCCAGCUUAUCUUCUGUGAUUCAAAGAUACAAUAUGAGGAUGUUGAGGAGCUCAUAACAUUAUCACCUGAGAAAAUCUUAUUGAAAUGGAUGAACUUUCAUUUUAAGAAAGCAGGCUACACAAAAACUGUAACAAAUUUCUCUGCAGAUAUAAAGGUGAGCACCUACGCGUUGCUGGUUGAAGAUGUACUUGAAGUUGUAUCCAAUACAGUUGUGGUGCAUGAAGCUGCAGCCUCACGCAUACAACGCCUAACUAAGGUAAAUAAGGGGUUUUGGGGUGGCUAGAGAGUGGGGUACUCAAUGGAAGAUCUU
Messenger RNA from Lactuca saligna, 672 nucleotides. The record is from the annotation of a GenBank genome assembly. NCBI's taxonomy places the organism in Eukaryota, Viridiplantae, Streptophyta, Magnoliopsida, Asterales, Asteraceae.